This is a messenger RNA of Drosophila biarmipes, 1712 nucleotides long. RefSeq lists its product as uncharacterized. Lineage: Eukaryota; Metazoa; Arthropoda; Insecta; Diptera; Drosophilidae. The record is from RefSeq and is a predicted model, not a curated record.
GGGGCUAAAUAAUUUAUCAAGUAGUAUAAUUUUACCCUUUUUUAGGAUUAAAUUGAUUCCAAAAAUUUGGGUCUACGAUUCUGAGCAAUUUAUAAAGACAGCGUUUAGAGUUAUUGGCACACCCUUCCAUUUGUGCUGCGCAAAAAUCUGUAAAAUCUGCAUUCCCAAAUCUCUAGACUGUAACGUUUCCAAGACCUCGGCGUUCAUACGGACAGACAGUCAGACGGGCAUGACUUCUCCCACUGUGCAAGUGGUCCUAUUCAUGAGUAUAAAUACUAUAUAAGAUCGCAAACGUAACCUAUUAGAUACUUUCCGACAAGCAAACCCUUAUAGUCUAAAAGUAAGAAGCGUACAAAAACAUUAUUGCUCUUUAUUUUUUGUUAGACUGUCGUGUUUUUAAAGAUGACUGCUGGCAGCAUUGCUAUACAUUAAGCUUUGUGAUUUAUCAAAGUUUUAAAAAGCUGCUGAUCGACGUUGGCGUAAGGAAAUUAAAAAUGUUUACAUUUGAGCAGGCUUGCCGAAUAAAUUCAUGGAGAGACCUCAAAUUUCAAAAUUCAUACAUCAUCCCACCAUUAUCACAACAAGCUAACUAAACAUAAACACGAGAAUUCCAAGGAUGGAAAACCUCACGUUAGCGGAAGUAGAAAACCACACGCUGCAAAGAUACGACGGAAAAACGGGCUUCCUGUGGAUAUUCGCUUGCAUCUAUGUCCUUUCCAAACUGACCCAACUUUUGGAACGGGUCCUCGAGCAGCGGUUACUCGGCCAAAGGCAAUGGUUUGACGUGCGCUCAAUCAAAACUGAAUGGGAGCUUACCGUCCAACUGUAUGAGGAUGACAAGCGCGAGCUGGACGCACAGGUACGGGAGCUGCGUGAAAAGAACCUUAAUAUGGAGCGCAUCAUGGUCGACCUGCGCGAUUGCAACAUCCACUUAAUAAGCGAGAACUUUAUACGGUCCGUGAUGCAUAAUCAGAGGAUUCGCCCACCACAGUCGAACCUCUGCUUCAGCCACACCCAUUUUCACCUUACACGCCAGGUGUUCGCAAACGAGAGUUAUAUCGAUCUUUACGAUAAUUACGCCGGCGGAAAGGAUACCGACUUUAAGGGCUCUAGGGGGGGAUCUGAAUGUCUGCUCUACCUCAAGAUGCGCAAACGCUAUCUAGGCCCGAUCGCCGAUCCAAAUUUAACAACUCCGUGCAGUUCUGAGCAUAUGCUUCCCAUUGUUAUGUCUACCGAGAAGUUGGCCAAUUUGCAGGGUAUGAUCUAUAUAUAUGGACGUUGAUGCACUUCGAACAGUACAAACAAGUGGCCCUACGACACCAAGCAUGUGCUUGUUACGCGCGGGGCCCUUUUAUGAAUUUGGGCAAAAAAUGAGAGUUCGCGAGGAAGAUACAUAAGACAAAUAGAGACUAAGAAUUAAGCAAAUGAGUUAAAAUAUUAGUUUUUAAUACCGGGAUAGAUGUUGAAAUGCAAAUUAAAUGAUAAAGUUUUUUAUAGUUAUUACAUAGAACGCGAAAGAGCUCGUGCAGACAACAAUUUGAUGUACAUCGUGGCAAAUUAAGAGGAUAAUAAUUUUGUGUUAGUCUAACAGGAACGUUGAAUGUUAGGCGGUUUAACAGAUCUGCAGAAUCAAUGUCACCUCUUAUAAGAUUUUGUAUAAAAAUAGUACCAAGCAUUUUUCUACGAUUUACUAGUGUAGGUAAAUUAAGCAA